Messenger RNA from Lutzomyia longipalpis, 1376 nucleotides. RefSeq names its product clavesin-1-like. NCBI's taxonomy places the organism in Eukaryota, Metazoa, Arthropoda, Insecta, Diptera, Psychodidae. The transcript is spliced from 3 exons. Gene Ontology annotation, molecular function: phosphatidylinositol bisphosphate binding. Gene Ontology annotation, cellular component: membrane. The record is from RefSeq and is a predicted model, not a curated record. The coding region runs from base 330 to 1274 and encodes 314 amino acids.
AAACACAUGCCAGAUCAUAAAGUUUCUUUGACCUUCACGAUGAUGGAUUUUCGGUGAGGGUAUGGGGCGAAGGAAAGCAUCCAAUCAGCGACUGAUAUUUUCCUACCAAAACACAUUAUACGGAUGAUUUGGUAAAUUUGCUACCUGGCCGAAAUAUUUAGUUUAAAAUUUUUGCCAUUCAAUUGGUGGUGAACUCUUGUGAUAAAUUAGUGUUUCAUUCGCCACGAGCCAAAUAAAAGCUGUGCGGGACAAUAAAAAGUGUCAACUAUUGAACUUUGCUUCCUGGCUGAGUUAUAUAGAAUAUUAAUUGUUUAUUGUGUGACUCCAUCAUGUCGAACAAAAAAUACCCCAUGCUAUUGUCUAAUUUGGAUGAAAUACCGACACUUAAAUUUGGAAACUAUGAAUUGGUGUUUGAAUCAGAAUUGAGUGAUUUCUCGAAAGAGGUGGCACGAACGGAACUUCGCGAAACGGAUGAAGUACGCAAGGAAGCAGUUUGGCAAUUGCGAAAAUUACUUGAGGAUGAAUGUGACCUUGUUACACCUUUUCACAAUGAUUUUUGGCUAAUAAAAUUUCUACGUCCAUGCAAAUUCUAUCCCGAGAGUGCAAGAGAUCUUAUAAAGUGUUAUUAUGAAUUUAAAGAAAAGUAUUCUGUAAUUUACAAUAAUCUUCUUCCGUCUAAACUUACGCGAGCUUUUAAUGGGGACAUAAUUAAAGUUAUGCCAAAUCGCGAUCAACGAGGGAGGCGUAUUCUCAUCAUAGAAGCAGGAAAAGCCUGGAACCCGAAAAUAGUAACACCACAAGAUUUGCUAAAAAUGUGUAUUAUGCUAGUUGAGGCGGCUAUUCAAGGACCUGACACGCAAGUCAAUGGAGCUAUAGUUAUUUUGGAUUUGGCUGGGUUUUCAGUGUCGCAAGCAAAAGUAAUAACACCAACAUUUAUAAAGAUAAUUGCUACAUGGAUUCAGGAAUCUAUACCCAUCAGAAUCAAGGCUUUCCACAUAAUCCACGAAACUUUUAUAAUUGAUGUGUUAUUUAAGAUGGUGAAACCGUUCUUGAAACAAAAACUCAGAGAUCGAGUGUUUUUCCAUGGCAAGAAUUAUUCGUCUCUUCACAAACAUAUCCCACCGGAUUAUCUUUAUACAACAUAUGGAGGAACAUUGAAGCCCCCGAAUUGCCCCAAUCAGGAGGAGAUGUUUGAAGCAUAUGAAAAGUUUUUGGGAAUAUUUGACGAGGAAUUUCUCACCAUAAAUUCAUAUGGAUACAAAAAAGACAUUUGAAUGAUUUAUGUAAAUAACAAUAAAAUAAUAUAUUUUAAGAUCUUCGAUUUUGAAGAUUCUCCUAGGGAUGUAUGUUCUAUUAAAUAAAAUCUAUUUUAAACA